Messenger RNA from Asparagus officinalis (garden asparagus), 1554 nucleotides. RefSeq names its product probable inactive purple acid phosphatase 29. Gene Ontology annotation, molecular function: hydrolase activity, acting on ester bonds. Gene Ontology annotation, cellular component: cytoplasm. The record is from RefSeq and is a predicted model, not a curated record. Lineage: Eukaryota; Viridiplantae; Streptophyta; Magnoliopsida; Asparagales; Asparagaceae.
GAAAUUUGCUCACCCAACCCAAAACCCUAACAUCCAAAAGUCCAAAAAAAAAAAAAUCCAACUCACGCAGUUCAAUGAAGUCAACCUCAUCACUCAUCAUCACCACCAUCCUCUGCCUCCUCUCUCCCCUCUUCUCCCCUACCCAAUGCAGACUCAACAUCAGAGGGGGAGCAAGAAGCCCAAAUCCACCGAUCUCGGACUCGGGUUUGAGAUUCGGGAGAAGGGUUGAUGGGGAGUUCAAGAUUCUUCAGGUUGCUGACAUGCACUUCGCCGACGGGAAAGAGACUAAAUGCCUCGACGUGCUCAAGAGUCAGAUGCCGACGUGCUCCGAUUUGAAUACCACCGACUUCAUCUACCGUGUGAUUCGAGCUGAGAAGCCUGAUCUCGUUGUGUUCACCGGUGACAACAUCUUUGGCUCUGACUCAACCGAUGCAGCCAAAUCAAUGAACAUGGCAUUUGCACCUGCGGUCUCACUCAAGCUUCCAUGGGCUGCAGUUCUUGGUAACCAUGACCAAGAAGGCACACUCUCUCGUGAAGGCGUGAUGCAUCACAUUGUGAAUGAUGGAUUUGGGAACUAUAACUUGGAAGUAUUGGGUGUUAAGGGAUCGAGUCUUGCGAAUAAGUCUGUGCUGAACUUGUAUUUUUUGGAUAGUGGGGAUUACUCCACUGUUCCCUUUAUUCCCGGUUAUGGUUGGAUUAAGCCAUCUCAACAAGUCUGGUUCCAGAAAACAUCAUCCCGCCUACAGAAAGUGUACAAAAGCCAACCACAACCACAGAAACAUCCAGCUCCAGCCAUUGCAUACUUCCACAUCCCAUUGCCAGAAUACAGCAGUUUCGACGCAUCCAACUUCACAGGAGUCAAGCAAGAAGGCAUCAGCUCACCCUCCGUUAACUCGGGUUUCUUCACAACCAUGGUUGAGGCCGGAGAUGUGAAGAUUGUAUUCACCGGUCAUGAUCACUUGAAUGACUUUUGUGGGGAGCUCACUGGCAUUCACCUGUGCUACGCUGGAGGGUUUGGGUACCAUGCUUAUGGGAAAGCAGGGUGGUCGAGGAGGGCAAGAGUUGUAUUGGCAUACCUGGAGAAGAGUCUCGAUGGUGAAUGGGGAGGUGUGAAGUACAUUAAGUCUUGGAAGCGGCUCGAUGAUGAACAUCUUUCUACUGUUGACUCACAGGUUCUUUGGAACAAAGGCUCACACGGGAGGCGAAGAAAGAGAACAGCUGGGAAUUGAGCUAUGCUUGUGCAAUACAGUCUUUAGGUAAGAAAAUUCAGCUGAUGAAAGGAGUUAGGGAAUAUGACUGAGGAUAUGCGUUUGGCUCUGGAUUUGUCGGUGAAAUUAUAAGAGGAUUUGCAUUGUCUUACGAUCUGCUCUCCGACAUUUGUGUUUGCAGAAGCCAGAAAUGUAAAUGUCUGUUCUUUAGUUGGUUAACUCUUCCGGUAUUAUAUGAGAUGUCCAUAAAUUAUAUGUGAAGCAAACUAUAAGGAUACUUGUGAUAUGAUGCCACCAAUAAUACAGAGUCUAAAAGCUAGUGGGGGUAUUUUUCAAUUUUUGUUUC